GUGUGGUGGGAAAUUGUUAGUGUUGAGUGUUGAUCAUCAGCCAUCCAUCCAUCCAUCCAUCAGUUGGUGCAGGGCUAUGGCAUUGGCAGCUGCAGCAAAUGUCUACUCUCCUCCUCUAAUGGCUGCCCAGAAGCCCAAUGCUCCUCCUUCUACCACAACUACCACUACUCUCUCCUCUAAAAAGAAUACAACUGUUUUCCCUCUCGGCGAACCAGGCCCUCGUGUAGGAUACUCAGCGUCCGCGCAGCCGGUGAAGCUGUUGACACGGGUGGAGCAGCUGCGCCUCCUCAGCAAGGCCGAGAAGGCUGGCCUCUUAUCGGCAGCUGAGAAGUUUGGGCUAUCGUUGUCGACAAUAGAGAGGCUCGGCCUGCUAUCCAAGGCAGAAGAAUUGGGGGUGCUUUCAGCGGCUACUGAUCCGGGCACGCCUUCAGCUCUUCUCAGUCUGAGCUUGUUUCUGCUGGUGUUGGGGCCUGCCAGUGUUUACUUGGUGCCGGAAGACUACCCUUGGGAAAUAGGUCUGCAGGUUGUGGUUGUUCUACUUUCUGUAGUUGGUGGCUCUGCUGCUUUUGCUGCAUCAAAUCUUGUAUCCACCUUGCAGAAAUCAAAUUAAUCAGAGUUUGUGAGGAAUAAAUAUGGGGCUUGUGAACAUCAUAUAUCCUUUUUGUUAGCAUUCAUUUGAAUCAAUAGACUAGUAUAGGAAAAGUAAAUCAAUGAUUUAAAUAUUGUUUGGGUCA
This is a messenger RNA of Sesamum indicum (sesame), 734 nucleotides long. Its product is annotated as wiskott-aldrich syndrome family protein, putative (DUF1118). Lineage: Eukaryota; Viridiplantae; Streptophyta; Magnoliopsida; Lamiales; Pedaliaceae. The record is from RefSeq and is a predicted model, not a curated record.